AUGCACACUGCGGAAACGCGUGGCCUGUGGACAGCCGAGGCGGAGGCGGAGGAGCGGCUGCGCGCGGAGGCCGGGCUGGAGCUGCGCGCGCCCGUGCGCGAGGAGCAGUUCGCCGCCGUCAUCGCCCACCUGCGCCACAACUUCUUCGCCGACGAGCCGCUCAACCGCGCGGUGGCGCUGUGCGCGCCGGGCCAGCCGCACGCCGAGCUCGAGGCCCACGCGCUCGCCACGCUGCGCGACGGCCUUUCCUGCGUCGCGCUGCACGGCGCCACUGGGCAGGUGGCGGGCGUGGCGCUGAACGGCGUGACGCGGCCGGGCGACGUGGCGCGCGCGCGGGCGGCGCUGGACGCGUUGGCCGACACCAAGUUCCGGCGCAUCUUCUCGCUGCUGUACGGCGCCAACCUGCAGCUGGACCUGUUCGGCGCGCACGGCGUCGACCGCGUGUUCGAGUGCCGCAUCCUGUCGGUGGACCGGCGCUGGCGCGGGAAGGGCCUCGCGUGCGCCCUGCUGCGACGCAGCGAGGCCAUCGCGCGCCAGCACGGAUUCAAGGUGCUGAAGGAGGACGCGACGGGGCUGUUCUCGCAGCGCGUGGCGGAGCGGUGCGGCCUGCGCGCAGUGGCGCAGGUGCGCUACGUCGACGCCGCCGCCCGCGACGAGGCCAGCGGCCACGCGCCCAUCCUCCCGCCGCGCCCGCACGACUGCCUCAAGGUCAUGGUCAAGAUCCUGCACUGA
Messenger RNA from Gryllus bimaculatus (two-spotted cricket), 732 nucleotides. NCBI's taxonomy places the organism in Eukaryota, Metazoa, Arthropoda, Insecta, Orthoptera, Gryllidae. The record is from the annotation of a GenBank genome assembly.